This is a messenger RNA of Triticum dicoccoides, 117 nucleotides long. RefSeq lists its product as uncharacterized. Lineage: Eukaryota; Viridiplantae; Streptophyta; Magnoliopsida; Poales; Poaceae. The annotation marks the transcript as partial. The record is from RefSeq and is a predicted model, not a curated record. The transcript is spliced from 3 exons.
GGAGACGACUCCGGCAAGAGCACCCUCGCCCUCGUGGCCAGGGUCUCCGCGGUCGGCGUCGGCGUCGUCUACGGCUCCAUUAAGCUCGGCAUCCUCAAGUUGGAGUCCGAGGCCUAG